Molecule: messenger RNA, 10426 nt
Organism: Heterocephalus glaber (naked mole-rat)
Lineage: Eukaryota; Metazoa; Chordata; Mammalia; Rodentia; Bathyergidae
Gene: Bod1l1
Product: biorientation of chromosomes in cell division 1 like 1
Source: RefSeq, a predicted model, not a curated record
GAUCCGCUGGUUCCGUAACAACAUCCCGUUGGCUUCCUCAGGCGGUGGGACCUCGCGGCCGCCGCCUCCCGGGAGCGCCCGCCCGCCGGCUCUUCUGGGCCAGUGCGCUCCCCGGCGCAGGCCGCCAUGGCCACCAACCCGCAGCCGCAGCCGCCGCCUCCCCCGCCGCAGCCGCAGCCUCCGCCGCCGCCGCCGGGCCCUGGGGCUGGUCCGGGCGCGAGCGGAGCGGGUGGCGCGGGCGCGGGCGCCGGAGACCCGCAGCUGGUGGCCAUGAUCGUGAACCACCUCAAGAGCCAGGGCCUCUUCGACCAGUUCCGCCGGGACUGCCUGGCCGACGUGGACACCAAGCCUGCCUAUCAGAAUUUGAGACAGCGCGUUGACAACUUUGUUGCAAACCACUUGGCUACUCAUACCUGGAGUCCUCAUCUCAACAAGAACCAACUAAGAAACAAUAUUAGACAACAAGUCCUUAAAUCAGGAAUGCUGGAAUCUGGUAUCGACCGAAUUAUUUCUCAGGUUGUAGAUCCAAAGAUCAACCACACAUUCAGACCUCAGGUGGAGAAAGCUGUGCAUGAAUUUUUGGCCACACUCAAUCACAAGGAGGAAGCAGGUGGCAGCACCGCUCCUGCUGAAGAGAAACCAGAUUCUUCCCUCAUUACACAAGGUGUUCCUGCUCCUGGGCCCAGUGCUAAUGUAGCCAGUGAUGCCAUGUCAAUCUUGGAAACCAUAACUUCUCUUAACCAGGAAGCCAAUGCUGCCUGGGCCUCCACAGAAAUGUCAAAUGCCAAGACCAGUGAGAAAGUAUCCAAAAAACUCUCAUCUCAACCAAGCACUGAUAUUAGUACUGAGAAAGAAAAAAAUUCAGAGGACACGGCUGAUAAAGAAAAGGCUGCACCAGACUGUGGAGGGGAAGGCCAGGAAGCAACCCCGAAGUCUGAAGAACUCAGUGAUCUCCAGUGUCCAGCUGAAGAAAUAAAAAAUCACACGAAAGAGAAUAAUAGCUUGAUUCUGCUAAAUAAGGAUGCUCAGCAGGAAAGCAGUGACCAAAAAAAUAAAUCAACAGACAAAGGUGAAAAGAAACCAGACGGCAAUGAUAAAGGAGAAAGGAAAAAAGAAAAGAAGGAAAAAACCGAAAAGAAAUUUGAUUACUCAAAAAGAAGUGAAGAUGCACUAAAAGUAAAAGAUGAGAAACAACCCAAGGAAAAAGAAGCGGAGGGUUCAAAACUCCCUUCAGAAAAGGGCAGUAAUAGAGCUAAAACCGUCGAAGGAACAAAAGAAGAUUGUGCCUUGAUAGAUUCUGAUGUGGACGGACUUACUGACAUCACAGUUAGCUCUGUUCAUACCAGUGACCUUUCGUCUUUUGAAGAAGACACGGAGGAGGAAGUUGUCAUGUCUGAUAGCAUGGAAGAAGGAGAGAUCACAUCAGACGAUGAAGAGAAGAGCAAACAGAAUAAAACAAAAACCCAAACUAGUGAUUCCAGUGAAGGAAAAGCAAAAAGUGCACGGCAUGCAUAUGUUCACAAACCAUAUCUUUACUCGAAGUACUACAGCGAUUCUGAUGACGAGCUCACUGUAGAACAGCGGCGACAGUCUAUUGCAAAAGAAAAAGAAGAAAGACUUUUAAGAAGACAAAUUAAUAGGGAGAAACUUGAAGAAAAACGAAAACAGAAAGCAGAAAAGACCAAGUCUUCCAAAGGGAAAAGUCAAGCCAAAAAUAAUCUGGACUUAGAAGAAUCAACAAAGAGUUUAGAACCAAAAGCCCCUAGAAUUAAAGAAGUUCUUAAGGAACGGAAAGUUUUAGAGAAAAAAGUAGCCUUAAGCAAAAAAAGGAAGAAAGAUUCCAGGAACAUUGAAGAGAAUUCCAAAAAGAAACAGCCGUCUGAAGAAGACUCUAAAGAAAUCCUAAAAACAAGUGAGCACUGUGAAAAGGAAAAGGCAUCUUCUUCAAAGGAACUAAAGCAUGCUCAUGCAAAAAGUGAACCAAGUAAGCCUGCCCGGAGACUUUCAGAAUCAUUACAUUCUGCUGAUGAAAACAAAAGUGAAUCCAAAGUAGAGAGAGAACAUAAAAGACGAACAUCUACUCCUGUUGUAAUGGAAGUGGCACAGGAAGAAACUGAGACAAGAGAUGGGAAAAGGCAACUAGAACGCUCAGAAAUCAGCAUAGAAGAACCCCAGAAACAGAAAAGUACACUGAAAAAUGAAAAGCAUCUGAAGAAAGAUGAUUCGGAAACAUCACAUUUAAAAAGCCUCCCUAAGAAGGAGGCAAAGUCGUCCAAGGAGAAGCCUGAAAAAGAAAAAACUCUGUCAGAAGAGAAAUUAUCUACGAAACAUAAAUAUAAGAGUGACAGCACGCACAAAACAGGUGAUGAGACUGAAAUAUAUUCCUCUGAGAAAGGUUUAAAAGUAGAGGAAAAUACUCAGAAGCAAAGCCAACAGACAAAGCCUUCUUCAGAUGAUAAAGCCGAACGGAAAAGUAAACAUAGGAAUGAAAGGAAAUUAUCAGUUUUAGGCAAAGAUGGAAAGCCAGUUUCUGAAUAUAUUAUAAAAACAGAUGAGAAUGUGCGUAAGGAAAGCAACAAAAAAGAGAGACAAUUGUCAACUGAAAAAAUGAAAGUGGAGCACAAAUCAAGACGAUCAAGUGAUUCCAAAAUUCAGAAAGAUGCUCUAAGUUCCAAGCAACACAGUGUCACAUUACAGAGAAGAAGUGAAAGUUGUUCGGAGGAUAAGUGUGAUACAGACUCAGCUAAUUUAGAUAGCAACUUAAAACCAGAAGAGCUUGUUCACAAGGAGAGGAGAAGAGCAAAGAGCUUGUUGGAAGAUAAACUUACGGUGAAGUCUAAAUCGAAAGGUCAAGGCAAACAGUUAAAAGUUCCUGAAACAGAAUUACAAGAGAGUGUCACAAAACAGGCAGCCACUCCAAAACUAGAGAAGGAGAAGAGCAUAGACGAAAAUGACCCAGAAAAACAGCGCAAGUCUAAAGUUGAAGACAAACCUGUAGAAGAAACUUGUGUUGAACCUGCAUUAGAGAGUGCUACUUCUUCACAUAGUGUCCAGAAAGACUCCAGUCACAGAGCUAAAUUACCACUGGUAAAGGAGAAAUAUAAAGGUGAAAAGGAUUCAAGCUCCUCUAGACUUGAGAGAAAGUUAUCAGAUGGCCAAAAAAGCAGAAGCAUAAAGCAUAGUAGUAAAGACAUAAAAAAGAAGGAAGAAAAUAAAGCAAAUGAGAAAGAUAGUAAAGAAACUGACAUUAAUCAUGAAAAGACCCGGGGAAAUGGUUCAGUCAUAGAAAAGAAAUUAAGUAGAAGGUUGUCUGAAAAUCGAAGAGGAAGCUUAUCACAAGAAACAACCAAAGGAGAAGAAAAAUUAACAAACACUUUGGGUACUCCCAAUAGUUCCACCCUUCAGAAACCAAGACGAAGUGGUGAUUCCACAUCAAUCCUUGAACAAGAGCCAAUGGAAAUUGAUUCUGAAGCAGCUAUUGGAAAUGUAUGCGAAGUAUCUAAAACCCAAGACAACAGUAAUAGUAGUUCUCAACAAGACACUGACUCUGAAAAUAUCACAAAACAAAAAACUACUACCACCGUUCGAAAGGAUGAAUUAAGAACUUCUACCAUAGAUCCAAAAACAGCUGCAGCCUGUAAAUUGGGGCGUGGAACAGGAGUUUCUAGUAAUUCUGAAAAGCAUACUGACCCUAAAAGCAUCUUGGCCAAGAAAGUGCAUAUCCAAAGUGCUGUAUGCAAACCCAAUCCCAGAGAGAAAGAGCUCCUUCAUCAUUCCUUCAUGAAUGCAGACUCCGAAACAAGUCAUAAAAUGUUGCCCAGUAGCCCUUCAGAAACUGAUAGGCUCCCAAAGGACUUGAAAAGCACAGCCAGACCCACUGAUGAGCAUGUUGCUCAAGGAGAUGUUACUCUUGAACAUUCCACAGAUAGAAACCCCUCACCAGUCUUAAGUUCCAGAAGUGUUGUGCCUCAGAAUGAACCUCAUGCUUCAGAUGUAGUUCCUGUAGUUGACAGAACUGUUUCAGAAGGGGGCAUAGGCAGCACCUCCCUUGUGGAUCACUCUGAUCUCCCUAACCAAAGUUUAACUGGUAGGAAAUCAGAGGCCUCUGGGACAAGUGAUAGCAAAGAAGAUAGUGAAGGUUCCACGGUAGAUGCCUCAGCAGAAGCAAGCAUGACUGGUAGAAGUCACAUUCCAGAAGGUCACCAGGCCACUCUGCUGGACAGUAAAGAAGGAGAAGUAAAUACACCUCUUGCUAGCAAGUCAGAAGCCAUAAUUGUGAAAAAUGAAAACAUUAGCAAAGAGAGCUUGAAGGACACAGACAAGAAAGAAAAUGAAUUAAGUACAGAGCCCACUGUAAAGCAGACAUUUAGAGCUACAGACAAAAAUGCUGAAGCUGUCGAACUUGAGCAUAAUUGCAGCCCAGCUGAAAUAAGCAUUUCGCCUGGUGCUCAAAGAGGGAACAGAAGCAGUGAAGUAGACACCAGUGAUGGGAGCGAUGCUGCAUCAUCCAUUUUGCAGCAAAGGAAUGGAACAGCUGAGUUUGAUAGAGCAGAAAAAGCUUCUGUUCCCACUAGUACUGAAGGGAAGGACCAGGGCAUCACCUCAAACCCAGUAAAGGGUGGAGAUGCCACCACUACUUCAGAAACAGGAGACAGCAGGAUGCCUUUGCCAUGCACCAGCAUUGAGGCAGAUGAAGGCUUCGUAGUGGGUGCAUGCACCAGAAACGAUCCCAUCCAGGUCAGGGCAGAAGCCAGUGAAUGCACCGUUUUUGCUGCAGCUGAAGAGGGCAGGGGUAUUGUCACCGAAGGAUUUGCUGAGAGUGAAACUUUCCUCACAAGCACCAAGGAAGGUGAAAGUGGAGAGUGUACCGUGGCUGAGUCAGAAGACGGAGCCACAGGGCCUGCAGCUGCUCAUAGAGGUGAAAUCGAAGCCAGUGUAAACAGUGUUGUGUCGGAAGAGAAAGAUGACGCAGUAACCAGUGCAGGCUCUGAAGAAAAAUGUGAUGGUUCUUCAAGUAGAGACUCAGAAAUAGUCGAAGGGACUGUUACUUUUAUUAGUGAAGUUGAAAGCGAUGGAGCAGUGACAAGUGCUGGGACAGAAAUAAGAACUGGAUCCAUGAUCAGUGAAGAGGUUGAUGGGACCCAGGGAAACAGAACAAGAAUGGGUCCCAACAAAGAAACAGAAGGCACGGUGACAUGUACGGGAGCAGAAGGCGGAAGUGAUAACUUUGUUAUCUGCUUAGUAACAGGAGCAGGGCCCAGGGAGGAGCACGUGGCUACAGGGGCAGAAGUGGCCCUGGUAGGUAACGAUGUGCCCCCGGGGACUAGUGCGGACCAAGAGGGUGAUGGUUCUGUGAUCGAUGGUGCGGAAGGUGAGAGUGCAGUCACUAGCACAGGCAUAACAGAGGAAGAUGCGGAGGACCCAGCAAGUUGCACAGGCUCGGAAGACAGCAGCGAAGGCUGUCCUAUAAGUUCUGAAACAGAAGAAAGUGGAGAGAGUGCAAUGGACAGCACAGUAGCCAAGGAAGUCACUAAUGUCCUCUUAGUCAUUGGUAGCCCCUGUGAUGAUGAAGGCAUUGUGACCAGCACAGGUGCAAAAGAAGAGGAUGACGAGGGGGAGGGUGUUGUAACUAGUACUGGGAGAGGAAAUGAAAUUGGACAUGCUUCCACUUGCUUAGGUAUGAUAAGUGAAGAAAAUGAAGGGGUGUUGAUUUGCGAAAGUGCAGAAGGGGACAGUCAGGUUGGUCCAACAACAGAACACGUGAUCACUGAGGCCGGGGCAGCCCUCCUGAAUGCAAAUGAAAGUAACAUUGAUAGUGUCAGUGCUGCAGAGAAGGAAAUCAAAGAGACAGAGAUCUGCUCCAGUGCCAAAGGGAUCGUAGAAAGUAGUGUGACCAGUGCAAUUGCAGGAAAGAGUGAAGUGGUGCCAGUUCCGGAAGGUUGUGAGCAUCCCAUGACCAGCGCCGCUUCUGAUCAAAGUGGUAGUCAGCUCAUUAGGAAAGAAAAGGCUAAAGAUACCACUGUUUCCACUGGCCUGGUGGGGGGCAGUUAUGAUGUUCUUAUAUCUGGUGCAGCCCCAGAAUGUGAAGUGGACCACACAUCACCAAGUGAAAAAGAAGAUGAAGGCAUAAUCACCUCUGUAGAAAAUGAAGAGUGUGAUGGCCUCAUGGCCACUACAGUUAGUAAUGAUAUUUCCCACCAGGAUAGCUUAGCUGGGGGUAAAAGCCAAGGCAAAGGCUUGAUGAUUUCCACCAGUACAACAAAUGAUUACACCCCUCAGGUGAGCAUGAUUAGAGAUGCAGGAGAGGGGCAUUCAAGUAGCCUGAGAAGUGAAGAAAACAAGGAAGGCACCAGAGUAAACAUGGAAGAAUUUGAGGCCCCCACACCCAGUGCAGUUUCAGGUGAUGCAAGCCAACUUCCUAGCAGAUGUGAAGAGAAAGAUGAGUGUGCCAUGAUUUCCACAAGCAUAGGGGAAGAGUUUGAAGUGCCUAUUUCCAGUGCAAUAACCAUCAAAUUUGCUGAAAGUCAGCAGCCAGUUGCAGUGGUUGAAGAAAGAGCUAAAGGUACAGUCUUGGUAAGCACUGAGGACUUCGAGGUGCCUAUGCCCAGUGCUCCCGCAGAAGUUGAAAGUCGUCUUGCCUCAACCAGCAAGGAAGAGAAGGAUGAAUGUGCUCUCAUUUCCACCAGCAUAGCAGAAGACUGUGAGGCCUCUGUUUCUGGUGUAAGUGAAAACACACAGACAGUUACAGACGGAAGUGCUGUUAUCUCAACGAGCUCAGGGGAAGACUGUGAGGGCUCUGUGUCCAGUGCUGUCCCUCAGGAGGUAGUCUGCCCUUUGGUCACACCAGCAGAAGAGACAAAUGACACUGCCAUGAUUUCCACGAGCACUUCUGAAGGAUGUGAAGCAGUCAUGGUUGGUGCUGUCCACCUAGAUGAAGACCAGGCCACCCCUGCAAGAAUGGAAGACUUGAGUGAUGCUGCAAUCAUCUCCACCAGUACAGUUGAGUGUGUGCACAUGGUCACCAGCCUGCACCAGCGCAGAGAGAAUCAGCGGGCUGCAAACAACCCCAAAGGAAGCGAUGAGCUGUCAACGGCAAGAGUGAGCAAGUGUGAGACCCCCAUGCCCAGCCUAAUUGUGGACAAUAACUGUCAGUACCCUGGGCUGUUCACAGGAGACAAGAAAGGGGGCCCUGUGCUGGCAGUGAGCACUGAGAAAGGGCAUGACCGGCUGCUGGUCUGUGAGCCCUCUGCUGGCCAAGGCCACCCAAGAGCUGAGUGUGCAGAAGAGGAGGAGAGACACAGCAAGGAUUGCCCUGGCCAAAACCCGUGUGCAGCAAAAGGACAAAACCAAAGCACUUUGCGUCUCCUAAAUGCAGAAAAGACUGUGUCGCCAGCUGAGGACAAAAGUGCAGAAGCUGAGACAGCAGAGGGCAGUGGCAUGGUCCAUUGUGCAGCAGAAAGGGCCCUAGAGAGGAGUGCUCCCUCACCUGCCCAGCUGAGCAGACCAGAGCAGACAUCUGGGCAGCCAGCUGAGGACCUAUCCAUCAGCACUCACUCCUUGGCAGCAGUAAGUACCGGUGCUAAAAAAGCUGAUGACGUCCCACCUGUCAAAGACACUGCUGCAGAGUAUUCCUCUAUUCCUCCUGACCAGCUAGGUCCUGAGGACAACUUGAAAGCCACUGCCACUAAAUGUAUUACCAGCCAAGAGUCAAAAGUUGCUGCUACCCACACAGUCGUCUUUGCAGCUGCCUGCCAUGUAGCUGUAUCAGCUCCCACAUUCGAGGAAGACUUGACCACAGAGAGUGACCAUAUUGGCCAGCGAACUGAUGAAGCAUCUGCCAGGAAAACAGGACAAGGUCACAGCAUGGGGACAGCAUGUCUCCUCGGGGAAGGGGACCUGGAGGUGACUGUUUCUGCUGAACAGAAUUUGUGUGACGAAGGCAAUGAAGAGUUUCCACCAAAGGUUUUGGAAGGAUCAGAGCUGACAGCCAACUUGAAAACCGAGACAUUUGUGCCUUCAGAAGAAGAGAAAGUUCGUGAAAUUCUAGCAAUGGGAGAAAGUCAGUGUGGGGGAAAGCCAAGUGGAAUGGCUGAACUGCAGAGAAAGCCUUCAUUGGUGAAAGACUCCCUAAAUGUUGAGAACUUAGGCUCACAAACAAAUGAAGAAAUUCAUAACCAACUUUGUAGCAAAGGAGAGAUAUCCAGUGACAGAAAAGACAACACAGAAACCACAAGAAGUCACAGUGUUGAAGCAAACCCUAAAGAGGUUGAAGAGGAAGAAGGGCAUAUCUCUAAAAGAAAGGGAACAAAGCAUUACCCAUCCUCAGAAGAUGAACUGGAUGAUCAUCCAGAUGUCCUAACAGAAGCAGCACAGAGACAGUGCUGUGAAACUGAGCCACAAGACACAAAGGAGGAGGCCUCUGGAGAUUUCGAAGGACUGUCUAGAACGAAUUCUAAGGCAAACAGCACUAUUUCCAGGGCCGUGGAAGACAAAGAUGAAUGUAGCAGCAGUGAGGCUACUGGUGAGAAGACGGAACAGAAUGAAGAUGACAGCAUCAAAUCACAAGAGGAAGAUCAGCCAAUAGUUAUUAAAAGGAAAAGAGGAAGACCUCGUAAAUACCCUGUGGAAACAGCAAUAAAAACAAAAGAAGACUCCAAAACAGACACUGGUAUUGUUUCUGUAGAGCAGUCUCCACCUAGCAGCAAACUGAAAACGACACAAGCAGAUGAGUCCAGUAAAGAAACAGCUAACCUACAAGAAAGAAGUACAAGCAAUGAUGAUGGUGAAGAGAAAACAGUAGCAAGUGCUCGUCGGAGAGGAAGAAAGCCCAAACGUUCACUCACCCUGUCAGAUGAUGCUGAAUCCUCAGAGCCAGAAAGAAAACGCCAGAAAUCGAUCUCUGAAUCAACUGAGGACAAAAAAGAUCAGGAGUCUGAUGAGGAAGAGGAAGAAGAGGAAGAGGAUGAACCCUUGGGAGCCACCACUCGGUCCACCACCAGAUCAGAGGCGCAGAGAAAGCAUCAUAGCGAGCUACCUGCACGUGCAACAUCCAAACUUGGCAGCCCAGAAACAGUUUCUCCUAGAAAUCGCCAAAAAUUAGCAAAAGAGAAGUUACCUACCAACGAAAAAGUUAGUGAAUCUCCCCCGUUAGGAAGAUCAAAGACACAGCUGUCCCCUUCUACCAAGCGCAAGAGAGAAGUGAGCCCUCCUGGGGCCCGGACCCGCGGCCAGCAGAGAGUAGAGGAAGCCCCUGUGAAGAAGGCGAAGCGGUAAUGCCGGCCCCUCGUCCCCAGCUUCCGAGGAGCACAGCGGAGAGAAAAGGGACAGGACAGGGCCGCGUCUCUCGGCCAUAGGCUUCUGUUUUUCUUUCUUAACCAAGGAAAGGGUAUGCAUGUGCUAUAAGUUCCUAGGUGCAAGCUUUUCCUUAUUAUGUUUUAAACAGCUUUAUAAACUACUGUUCAUAGAAGAUAUUAUGUACAUUUAUUUCAGAUAAAGGAAAAUAAGUUUACUUUGUAUCUGAACUCAAAACAAAGUAGUUGUAUAUUUUAACAUUCGAAAUUGGGAUCUCCCAAUGUGACACAUCACAAAAGCAAACCCUCCCAGCCCAUCAGACGCCAGGCUGCCGACCGGUGAUCUGUGUAUAGUAUAUAAACAUGUAAAAAUAGGCUGUAUUUUACUCUAUGUAUGAUGCUAAUCAAUGAACACUUUAUUUAUUUUACAGAGAAAACUUUAUCUGUGAACUUUACUAUAUAUCUGUUUAUUUUAUUUUAUUGGUUUUUUUUUAAUAAAAAAGGUUUUAAAUGCUAUGCAGUCAUUAGUAGAAACCUUUGUAGGACUCUGCCUGCCCCGUAACUAUCUGACUAUGACCUGGCAGGAAAUACAGACACUCGCAUGUAUCCAAGUAAAGUAGUGUAGCAAAAGAAAGGGUCUCCGUUGCUUUUCUGUUCAGUUGUGACUGCUUUUUAAGAAUGUAACUUGUUUUUAGAUUAUUACACUCGCAUCUGUGACUUUACCACCAGCCCCUGUGACGUUAGAUCCUGGUUCAGGUAAAGUCGGCCCAUCCUCUGCAGCAGGAGUCCUCUGUCACGUUCUCCCCGCUCUGUGCUUUCCUGGCUUCCUCAAGAUCCCGCAUCUUGUCUCUCAGCGAAGGGAAGUGGUCACUCCCACCAACUCAGCUUCAGGAUUUUACGUUGUUUUUAUACACAGUUAUUUCAGGAGAGAAGCUGGUUUUACUGCCAGGUUCUUUUUUAAACAUGUUUUAACUCCCAUACGAACAAACUGUGCAACUUAAGUUUUUCAUAAAAUUAAACUUUUCUUAAGGUCAAAUUUGUCUCUUGCAAUGAUGUGAUGAGUUGCCAAAUAAUUGAGAUUAUUUUUAAAUGUUUUGUUCAUAUUCUUGUUUUAUAAUUAAAAUAUACAUUCAGUG